AUGUACAGAGAAGCUGUUGGUUGGGCGUUUACAGCUCUUUUGAUAUCCAGUUCUCUGGUAGGUACGUUUUCGUACCCAAAUGUUCAAAUCAACUCCAAGCCAGUAGCGUCAGUAGCAGCGGCCGAAUCGCAACCGGGGCUUCGUAAUUUUUAUCCCGUUAAAGGACCCAGGGACGUACUUCAAUUACAAAGAGCCGAGAGAAAAUAUGCAGAAAAACCAAACGCUAUUAAAAAAGUUGCUUUAGAUCGAUUAGACGAUGUAGAAACAAAUUCCAUAGCGGAAAGUAGCGACAAUUCCAUCACCAACGGCGGAGGAUUUUCCUGGUCGAACUUAUUAGGAAUGGUGAUGCAAAUGAUUUUUAGUCCAGGCGGUAAUCAAGGACCAAAUAAAUCCGACGAUUUAGACACCCCCGUCCAGCCAUCCCCAUGGGCGAAUUUACUUUCUGUCGGCUUAAAAAUUUUAACUGCCAUUUUAGGAGGUGGCAACACCGGCGAUGGAAUCGAUAAAGUUGAUAACGGAAAUUCACCACUACAGGGUGUUCUGGCGGCCGUAGUAUCAGCUGUUGUGGGAGACAGAGAUCCUGAUCAAGUUAAUAAGAUUGCUAGGCAGGCUGGUGAGUUUAUAAACAUAGUGGUGAACCUUCUGGACGCAUUAAAAACAUCUUUUUCACAUCGUUCAUUACAAGCAAGGAGCGUGGGUAAAAAGGAUUCGAUCAGCGAUGCCGCUACGGCCAGUCUUGCUAUGAUGAAAGGUUACAUGAGAUCCUUAUCAACUGGAGAUACUAAAUGUAUGGAAAGAUACGUUUGUCAAGCAAACAGCGAAUGUUCAAAAGAUAUUGGACAAAGUUCUUUGUACUGUCAUCUAGGAAGCUACGCUAUUAGUUAUGUUAUGGAAAAAUCGUUGGGAUCAUCGUUUGACGUUUUCUACGAAGCUGGAAGACGGGGUCGUUACGGAGACAAUUGCCGCGAAAAAUAUUUAGAAUGUAACGAAGUAUAAAAAUCAGAAAAAAAAACAGGACUUUAUUAAUUUAUUCUUAUUGAAUUUUUAAAAUUCGUCCAAUUUAGUAAAAGUUAGGUUAAGAAAUUGGAUUGAAUUUUUAUUGUGUCAAAUAGGACUAGAUUAAAUUUAUUAAGUUUUUACGAAAAAAAAUUGGAAAAUGACAAAACCAAAGUCGUAUAAAAUGGGCUCUUAUCGAAUUAUUUCUUUAAAAUGUUUAUCUGAUGGUGAAAAAGCCCCUUUAUCCAAGUAAAAUGCUGGAUUUAUCGCUAGAUUAAAAAAUAAAUAUAUCAAUUAAGCAAUAUUUAUAAUAGGUUUUACAGCAAUGAUUUUAAAUCAUGAAACACUGAAAUUCAAAUUUAAGAUUAAUCAAAAUACAAAAAAAAAACGAAGUACCCCAACAGUCCUUGGGAAGAGAUAUUAACAAUCAAAACAAGAAUUUUCAACAAAAUCAUCUUCAUAAUAGUUGGCAACAUUGUAACCGCCAUACUUCGAAAUACAAAUCAGAUCCUGGUCAUUAGUAAUGACGUCAUGAAUUAACUUUUCAUGGUUUUAAAAGGAUGGAGAUGUUUGUUAUUAUAACAAUUAGUCAUUUUUGAGACAUAAUUUGUCUCAUAGCGAUUUUAUUCAAUAAGAAAUUUCAACAAUUAACGAUAAUUACUCGGUUAUCUAUGGUUACUACGUCACACUUUUGGACUGCACAAAAUGGCGUCGAAAUGAUAAUUUCCCAGAUGGAAGAGACAAUAAACGUUUACAUGCGCGAACGUACUAAUGUCGUAAGCUGCCAUUUUAAUUUUAUCCAUCUAAAUUGCUGUAUAACCAAUUAUGACGCAUUAUUUAUAUAAUCUAGUGAGUUUUUUAUACGUAUUUUGUAUAGUAUUUAUUUUAGCAAUGUAAUAACUAUUUACAUAAUUUUUUUUCGUUUUAUUUUCUUUUAGAAAAGGAAUAUGACUGGACGUAGAUGCGGUUUCUAUUUUGAGCCGCUCUAAUCUUAUUUAUUGUAUGAGAAAAAUGAAUGUGUGAGUUAAGAAAGGAUUUCAGUGUGAAUGAUGGUAAUUUAUAUAAUGAUAGAAUUAGUUUUUAUUUGUAAAAAAUUGCUCUAAUUAUGUGUUGUUGCAAAAGUAGGUUUAUUUAUUUUCUAAAUAUAUACUAUUUAUUUUUA
This is a messenger RNA of Diorhabda carinulata, 2158 nucleotides long. RefSeq lists its product as uncharacterized. The record is from RefSeq and is a predicted model, not a curated record. The coding region runs from base 1 to 996 and encodes 331 amino acids. The transcript is spliced from 5 exons. Lineage: Eukaryota; Metazoa; Arthropoda; Insecta; Coleoptera; Chrysomelidae.